AUGGCCCCCAGCACUUAUGCUUAUCGAGCCGAAAUUGCGAAGUCUCGUGUUAUACAUAAGGGAACAAAGGUUCAAGAUCGAGUCCAACUUCGAUAUCCAAGUGGCAGUACCAGCAAAGCUGUCUUUGCUGGAGGUAGUGGCACCUCCUCGAAAACCCCUGACGUCAAACCUUGCCCUUCUCCUGAAAAGAAGCGAGCGAGUCCUUCCGAGGACGAUGAAGAUGACACCCCCUUAGCCUUCUACAAUCGGGAAUUGAAGAAGGUUAAGGUGGCCAAAGUCGAAACCGAUCCCAACUUUUGGGUACCCGAUCCAUCCGAAGAUGACAUCGUGCUCUCUUCUGAGCUUGAGAUGUUGGAAAAGCACGAAUACGAGCUUGACAAGUUCCUCAUGGAAUGUGGCUUGUCUACCCGCCCCAUCCGUAAAAUCAUGAAAAAGGCCAAAAUCCAAACGUGGUCUGAUCUGGUUCCCUGCUCCCAAAUGACUGAAUCUACCUUGACCACCCUUGGUAUCAAGCAAGAUGAUGCGGCCAUCAUCUUGGCUAAAGCUCAAGAAUGGAACGAAGAAGCCCUCAAUUCAAUUGAUUAUACGUCCACUUCACUAAGCCAAUUAUCUCAAAUACUCGAUGUGAAGGUUUAG
Melampsora larici-populina 98AG31 is the source of this 636-nucleotide messenger RNA. RefSeq lists its product as uncharacterized. The transcript is spliced from 3 exons. Lineage: Eukaryota; Fungi; Basidiomycota; Pucciniomycetes; Pucciniales; Melampsoraceae. The record is from RefSeq and is a predicted model, not a curated record. The coding region runs from base 1 to 636 and encodes 211 amino acids.